Drosophila willistoni is the source of this 1059-nucleotide messenger RNA. RefSeq lists its product as uncharacterized. The transcript has 3 exons. Bases 24 to 545 code for a protein of 173 amino acids. The record is from RefSeq and is a predicted model, not a curated record. Lineage: Eukaryota; Metazoa; Arthropoda; Insecta; Diptera; Drosophilidae.
UCAUUGACGUUGAUCGAGAACAAAUGUAUAUUAACGCGGACAAAGCAAAAUUGAUUUUGGCGGGGAUCGCUGUAGGGGCCUUUGUACUGGCACUGGGAACAUUUGCCAUGUCUUGGUGGGUUCAGACAAAUGUCCUACAAAUUACUCGGGUUUUGGAGUUGGCCAUGUCUGGACUACUCUUAUUUGGAAUUUUUGGAGCAGAAGUCAGGCAUAAGAAACCGAUUCUACUGACAUGGAUAAUUGCCACACUUGUCUAUUCGUUUAUUCUUCUUCUUGUUCUUGAUAGAGCAACUGUCGGCGAUGUGAUAUAUGUUAUUAUAUCUGAAUUUUUACUAGUUGGCAUGAUGUACAUCGUAUACAGGGCAUAUUGCGAAUUGGAUUCGGAACCUGAUUUUGGCUGGACCCAUACUACUUUACCAAGGAAUCCGGCUUUUCAAUUAUCUCUCAAAUCGGUGGAUGUGAGUCCCAAAGAGGCAAAGCAAAGUGAAAUGACUCAGCCUCCACCAUAUGACGAGCAAAAAACAGCAACCGCUCCUGUAUAUUAGAAAUUUAAAAUGCAUUGGAAAAUGUAUUUACUAAUAACAAUAUCUAUGAAUUUUCACGUAUUUCAGUGUAUUUACACUUUGUACUUAAGGAGACUAAUAAUUUCUGCAUAUAAUUAUAAGCCACAACGGACAAUAUAAGCUUUUAUGAUCAACUAAACAUUCAUAUUAACAAAACAAAUUUCUUUUUUAACAGUUUUCUACGUUUGUAUUUAUCAUGUGGAUGCUAUCAUCAUGUUAUUAAAAUCAAUUUACGUAUUAACCAAAAACCUUAACUUCUUAAUGCUCAAUAAAUUCAUAAAGAUUAAUUCAUUUAAAAAACCUUAACAUUUUACAAUAAGUUGAAAUAUGUCUCCAAAUAUGGAAUUUAAUGGUUAUAACAUAAGUAAGAUCAAAAAAUAUGCAUAUACAUACAUACAUAUAUUCACAUCGAACUCUCUGCUGGACGUUCUGAGCUUUUUUCAAACAAUUUGUUUACAUUUGUAAUAAACAAAUGAGAUUUCCGCAGAAAUGCGAA